Messenger RNA from Oryza sativa Japonica Group (Japanese rice), 1303 nucleotides. Its product is annotated as multiple organellar RNA editing factor 9, chloroplastic. Lineage: Eukaryota; Viridiplantae; Streptophyta; Magnoliopsida; Poales; Poaceae. The record is from RefSeq and is a predicted model, not a curated record. Gene Ontology annotation, biological process: cytidine to uridine editing; chloroplast RNA modification. Gene Ontology annotation, cellular component: chloroplast.
CUUCUUCUUCUUCCCACCUUAUCCCCAAACUCGUAAACCUCUCCCUCUCCCCACUCUCGCGCCUCCUCCCAUGGCUUCCUUCCCGACCACCGCCGCCGCCGCCGCCGCGCAGGCAUUCGCCUUCGCCCUCGCGCCGAAGCCAUCCUCCUCCGCCGCCGCACCAUCCGCGCUCUUCCCCCGCACCGCCGCGGCGGCGGCGUUCCCGACGCUGGCUGUGCGAGGAAGCGGGAAGGCGAGGCAGCCGGUGGUGGCCGCGGCGGCGGGGGCGGGGACGGGGAGCGAGCAGAGGGAGACGAUACUGCUCCCCGGGUGCGACUACAACCACUGGCUGAUCGUGAUGGAGUUCCCCAAGGACCCCGCCCCGACGCGGGAGCAGAUGAUCGACACCUACCUCAACACCCUCGCCACCGUCCUUGGCAGCAUGGAGGAAGCCAAGAAGAACAUGUAUGCCUUCAGCACAACCACCUACACUGGUUUCCAGUGCACUGUCGACGAGGAAACAUCAGAGAAGUUCAAGGGUUUACCCGGCGUUCUGUGGGUGCUUCCUGAUUCCUACAUCGAUGUCAAGAACAAAGACUACGGGGGUGAUAAAUACAUAAACGGAGAGAUAAUUCCAUGCACUUACCCAACCUACCAACCAAAAGAGCGGAGGACAUCCAAAUAUGAAAGCAGACGGUAUGAAAGGCGAAGAGAUGGACCCCCAGCAAGCAGGAGACCAAGGCCGCAGACUGCUCAGCCUGAGUCAGCCUCUUCUUCAUGAGGUCAGUUUUGCAGGCACUCAUCCACGUAAUGGAAAGAAAGAACUUGCUUACUAGCUAAUUCUACCACUUGGCGUCGCAUACGGGAAAGCUCUGACAGACAAAUCUAUCCUCAACCCAAAAUAUCAUCCAGAGCUGUGCAAGCGAUUCAUGCAGGCUGCAUUUGGAAUUUUGGAUCAUGUGGAUCAUCAUCAUUCUUGAUAUUUUGGGUGGACUAUGACCUCUGAAUGUGACAAAAGACGGAAAUUCUGAUCUAUCUAAGAAUGUUACUGUCUCAAAUAUCUAGUGAUAUUUUUCUUGUGUUACCCUGCUACCUAGUAGUUGUGUUGCUGGUUUGUGUGUGGAAUUUCUUGAUCCUUAUCCAUGUGAGUUUUCUUGAACUGAAGUUGAUUUUUUGGCCUUUGUAUUGGCAUUUGUUCUGCUCAGAGCCUGAGACUUGCAAUUUGGGAUGACCAUUGAAUCGAAGUGAGAUUGAAAAGCUGUUGCUGUGUGGAUGUGAUGAGUGAAUUGUCAUACUUCAAUAUAAUAUGGUUAUGCCUUCUUCA